Molecule: messenger RNA, 1682 nt
Organism: Misgurnus anguillicaudatus (oriental weatherfish)
Lineage: Eukaryota; Metazoa; Chordata; Actinopteri; Cypriniformes; Cobitidae
Gene: prr18
Product: proline rich 18
Source: RefSeq, a predicted model, not a curated record
GCCCCGCCCCUUGUCAGUCUAGCCUUGAGAUGUGUGGCGCGAUGGACUGCUGCGUCUGACACCCAAAGAUUCAGUCGAAUGGACUUAUUUUCAGCCCAUUUACGCACCGAACUCGUUAUUUUACUCGUUGAAAAUGCCUUUCCCACCGAUAAACCUUCACUCACGGAUAUCCUCGCCAAGAAAGGAGCUAUUCAGGAAAAAGAAGAGCAGAGAUAACGUCGCGCCGCCUCAGAGGACGGGAGACGACAGGGAGUCGGAACAGAAUAAGCUGGAAUCACCGUGGCCAUCGGCACAUUUAAAACCGCACGGGCGAAAUAAGUCGACCCGAAUCCCUCCCGAUCCCGAGACGGACAGCAAACAUACGUGGUUGAGCGUUCCCAAACCCUUGGCUACCUCAUGCGAAAGCGUCCCGCGAUCCAGUUCUGGUGAAUCAAGCCAUAAAUAUUCCUCCAGGACGUCUCUAGCGAAAGAAGAAGGCGAGCAAGAGAUCCACUUCUCCCUCAGCCUGACGCCCGAAGCCAUCCUGGUCAUCCAGAAGCGCAACCUGGAGAAGCAGAUGAUGGCCAAGCAACAGAAGUGCUGCGCGUCCGCGGACCUGAGACACCGCCGGGUUUUUCCGUCCAGACGGGCUCAGAGCAGCUCCAAUAAUAAAAGCACCGGGCCUGUUGCCAAACUGGAAGGUGCCAACGAUAUCAGCACCAUUGUGAAGAUCUCCCUCCUCAAUGAUCAGCAUAAAUACGAUGAUGUGGAGUACGAGGAGGAGGAUGGAGACGUGGACGAGACCGUCAUGAGGAAAUGUAAAGAGUGGCUGAAAGGCGUAGAAAGCGCUGCUGCGUUUGGGAAAGUUGAUAAAUUGUCAUCGUUGCCUCAUCUGAAAAGUUGAUAACAUCUUGGAGUGCUUCAUUCGUCAAGGUCCACUGUGAAGACUUCAGUCCAGAUGUUAUGUCUCAACACAAAGUCACCUUUAAAAAAACGAUGACCUCCAAUGCGGCGUUCGCAAAGAACGCGUGCCAAAACGCGGCGGUAUCGAUGCGCGUUUGGAUAAAGAUGAACUGAUUUAACUUGAAACGCUGGUUCUUUAAAUGUUUUUUUCGGGUGUAUGGUUUCAUAAAGAAUCUUUAACAUCCACAGAACCGUUUAGUUGUAAAAAGGUUCUUGUAGUGGAUAAAGGUUCUUCAUAAAAAGGUAAGAAAGAAGUGAUUUUUUAAGGAACCCCUUUAGCGUAUUUAUUAUCAAGUGCGCAUCUGAACGCAAGAAUGUGCCCACAUGCGUCACCUUUCUUAUGGACUGCAAUGUUUUAGUUGAUCACUCAGAGAAAUUUUGCAGGAUACCUUUACACAUGGACAGAAAUGGUAGAGUUUUGCACAUUGCUAUUGUUUUCAUUCUUAAUGGACUGAAUGGGAAAGGAGUCGCUUCAAACUGUGGAGAAAUAACGGAUUGGGGAAAUGGAAACAGUCUUUAUUUUGUGCCAGAAAACAAUUAGCUAUUUAAGACGAGCUUGUCUUGGAAUUGACACUUCAUUUUUUUAACUUAAUGAAAGUGUGUAUUAUGGACUUAAGGGCGUGUCUGAUUAAACCAUCUGUACAGUAUUUAUUUGGAAAUGUUGGGGUGUGUUUAUAUGCUGUUUGUUGUUUCAAGUCAUUUUUAAGGGUUAUGAUAAUAAAAUCGAAAAUGACUGUUAA